Molecule: messenger RNA, 1900 nt
Organism: Musa acuminata subsp. malaccensis (wild Malaysian banana)
Lineage: Eukaryota; Viridiplantae; Streptophyta; Magnoliopsida; Zingiberales; Musaceae
Product: auxin-responsive protein IAA2
Biological process (GO): regulation of DNA-templated transcription
Cellular component (GO): nucleus
Molecular function (GO): protein binding
Source: RefSeq, a predicted model, not a curated record
CAUGGAGAGCGGAUGGGGAGAGGACGAGGGAGCGCUGGGAAGAUAACGCAAGGAGACAUACACGCAAGACAUCUCUGUCUGCGUCUUGUGCUUUGACAAGCGUGCUGCUGUCAUCUGAGCAUGCCUAGCUCGCGCUGUCCGACGCUUGCGUGAGCGACGCUCUCAUUCCCUUUUUUCCCCGGCCUCGUUUCAGCCACGAACCCGUUGCGGUUCCUCUGGUGGCAUCCCCUUUCCUGCGGAGGAGAAAAGAAAGAGACGGGGAAGAAAAGGAAACAGAGUCCACGGAGAACAAAGUAUAGUUUUAAGCCGAGCGAUCGAGAAGUAGGACGCCUUUCUCCUCUUCCUCUUCGCCAAGAUCUUAUUUUGAGGAUUCGGAUGGUUAAUAGUGGUGGUUUCACAUGCGUGUGUAAGAUCUCUUGGCUUGGUGUUGGGUUUCCUGGGAGAUCGAGCAAGCUUCGUUGAGAGGGCUUCUGCCGCUCUGUUCCGAGGCCUGCUUGGGAUUUUUCUUGCUCUAAUAGCAUUUUUGUGAUCCUUUUGAUCGCGUUUUUUUGGCUCAAGUUUAUUGUUCUUUCUUGCGCUGCGGACCAAGGUGUGGUAAUCCUUUUCAUCUACUUUGAGCCCUGAGCUGAGCCGCAAGUCGUAUUUGCUGCCCCGCUUUCUUCCUUCGGCUUCCUUUGACGUUCGCCAUCUAGUGGAGAGGCAUGGAGGAAGAAUUUAGAGGAGGUCGGCCUCAGUUGUUCGAUUUCAUUACGAAUGGGAGAGAUUGGAGUGAUAAGGGAGGUUACGGCGCCGCGGAGGAGAAGAAUCUGGAACUGAGGCUUGGCCUCCCGGGAGGAGAAGAUUGGUCGGCGGUGCAGGAGAAGAGAGAACACCCUGCCGAGUCUGCUGUGUCUCCUGGCCACAUCGCCAAGAUUCCCAAGAGCACCAACAUGAGUGCUUCUUCUGGAGCCAAAAGAGGGUGCUCGGAUGCGGUUGACUCGAAACCAGAAGGGACAUUAGCAGAUAAAACCACUUUCCAGCAACAACAUCUGCAGCAGCAGCAGCUUGGGUUCCUCCAGUUGCAGGCCAAAGGAAAGGAAUCAUUGCAUAGGACAAGUGGAAGCGCAGGGUUGCAGAGCCUGGAGGGGAAAGUGUGUGGUCCUCAUGCAGCACAUGCAUCUUCAACCAAGAACACGACUGCAACACACAGCACUUCUCAGUCAAGAGCUGCCGCUGCUCCUGUCGUUGGCUGGCCUCCCAUCCGAUCUUUCAGAAAGAAUCUUGCUGGUACUGCCAAAGCUUCUGCCGAAUCUCCCAACCGGCGCUCCGAAGCCGAGAAGAAGCUCGAGAACGACCGCAAGGGCUUGUUUGUGAAAAUUAACAUGGAUGGCAUCCCGAUAGGAAGAAAAGUAGACCUGAAGGCAUACGAUAGCUAUGAGAAGCUCUCUUUGGCCGUCGAUGAACUGUUCCGAGGCCUUCUCAUGGCAGCUCAAAUGGAUCUGCUUGCUGCUACCACACACAGCACCAUAGAAACGCAUCUGAUUUCCGGCUUGUUAGAUCGAAGCGGGGAAUACACUCUGGUUUAUGAAGAUGAUGAAGGGGACAAGAUGCUGGUUGGCGAUGUUCCAUGGGACAUGUUUGUUUCCACUGCUAAGAGACUACGUGUGUUGAAGAGCUCCGAUCUCUGUGCAUCACCUUUAACCGGGAGAAAUCAGGAGGAGGACAAACGACUGUUGAAUUGGGAGUGAUGUCGUGGCGCUGUCAUUUGAAUGCUUGCUUGCUUGCUUUAGGUUCUUAUCUCCCAUCAUGCUUCCUACUGCUCUUCCACUUGCUCGAGUCCCCGAGACAGUGUGUAUCGGUAUACAAUAUGUAAAUCUGCAGUCUGAAAUAUCAACAUCGCCAUUUUCUCGCGUUGCCAGCU